AUGGCUCAAUGGCAUUACCACUUGCAUCUCGCCCUGACUCGACGUGACUCUUUCAAGCUCAGUCUCUGUAUAACUCUCGGCCACGUCCUGGCCGGGAUCAUGACAUUCUUUCAAGCGUGCCAAUCACGCCACUUCGUCACUGUUGCCUCUGACAACGAGAUCCCAACAGAUUCAAAGAUCCUUUCCGAGGUUAACAGGGACAACGGCACCAUGAAGAUAAGCGGCGGGCCCGGCAGUCCUUUUGCUGCGGAAAUCAGAGAUCUGAUCAAUUUCUGGGGCAAGGGGAAGAAGCAGAUCCCGUGCUUCCUUGCGGUGAUGACCCUGGAGUUUUAUGAGAAGUCCACCAACAGGGAAAAUGAGGCCUGA
Molecule: messenger RNA, 366 nt
Organism: Fonsecaea erecta
Lineage: Eukaryota; Fungi; Ascomycota; Eurotiomycetes; Chaetothyriales; Herpotrichiellaceae
Exons: 1
Coding region: 1-366 (121 amino acids)
Source: RefSeq, a predicted model, not a curated record